UUCUGGCCCUUUACGCGCCCAUCCAGUGUUUUGUGAGAUCGCGCGGCCGCGCGCAGCUCGGAGAACAGGCGCGUGUGUGAUUGGCUCAUUCCCUUUGUGGGUUGCGUUUCGGGGACGUUCGCGUUGGCCCGUAAAUUACAGAAUUUCAAUCUGUACAUUGAGAUGCAUCCCGGAAAACUGUUUCCACUACUGUAAUAUUUACAAUACUGUAAUGUUUACAAUAACUUUACUAAGUCUCGUGGUUAUUUUACGGGAUAGUUAAUUACAAGUGCCGAAUUCGAGCAACUGCUUGCUGGAAGGCUUUUAUUUUGACAGCGGGAGUUUGACCCGGAAAUCACUGACCGUGGCGACACCGGAAUCGUCGGCAGUCAAGUCACCUGGCAUUACUUGUUUAAUUUUUUAUUUUUAACAAAAUCCUCUGCUGCACAACGUUGUCUUGAAUUUUGCACGAACCGAAGGGUGAUGUUUAGGAGUGUUUUCAGGUGCCUUAGGACCAACCCUGUCGCUGACCAAAGAAGGAUGUCUCUAAGCAGCCUUGCUGGGAAGGUUGCCAUAGUCACCGCCUCUACAGAUGGAAUCGGUCUAGCUGCAGCUCAGGCUCUGGGGAAGCGAGGGGCCCACGUGGUGGUGAGCAGCCGGCGACAGGCCAACGUGGACAAGGCUGUGGCGCUGCUGCAGGGCCAGAGCAUCCGAGUGACCGGGACCACGUGCAACGUCGGCAAAGGAGAAGACAGAGAAAGGCUGGUGCAAACGACACUGGAGAAGUGCGGGGGCAUCGACAUCCUGGUGUCCAACGCGGCCGUCAACCCUUUCUUCGGAAACAUCAUGGACUCCACGGAGGACGUCUGGGACAAGAUCCUGUCUGUGAACGUAAAAGCAGCCUUCCUCAUGACCAAGUUGGUGGUGCCUCACAUGGCGGAGAGGGGAGGGGGAAAUGUGGUAUUUGUGUCAUCUGUGGCCGGAUACCAACCAAUGCAGGCGUUGGGUCCGUACAGCGUCAGCAAGACGGCUCUGUUGGGUCUGACCCGGGCGCUGGCCCCCGAGCUGGCUCAGAGCAACAUAAGGGUGAACUGCGUGGCCCCCGGAGUCAUCAAGACCCGCUUCAGCUCUGCGUUAUGGCAAAAUGAAGACGUCGUAGACGAGUUCAAGAAGCAGCUCAGCAUCAAACGAAUCGGAGAGCCGGAGGAAAUCGGAGGAGUGAUCGCCUUCCUGUGCUCCGAGGAGGCUUCCUACAUCACCGGAGAGACCGUCACGGUGACCGGAGGGAUGAGCUGUCGGCUCUGAGCCCCCGGCGGCAACCGAACAAAUUUUGCACUCAAAGGGGCAGUAAGCGAUUUUAGUUAAAGUUUGUUUGUUGUCGAUUUUUUUGGACCGCACUGGUCGGGGCUUGAACCCGCAGCAUCGGGUGUGGGAGACGGCCGCGCUAACCACGAGGCCAAAACCCCGGAGUCGAAGCAUCUGUCGCUAGCACGUCUAUUACGGUGUCAGGGUAGUGACGUGAAUGAAGUCUGCACCACUUUUUGUUUUCAAUUUGCGGAGCUGAAAAACACAGAAACUAAAAUUCUGCACAUGCACAGAACCGACAGCUAAUGGACCCCAAGGAAAUAUUCCUUGGAUGAAAAUCGCUUACUGCCCCUUUAUUUGUGUUUUUUUUGUGAAGAUUAUUUUCGUUUGUAUUUUGAUUAGUCCUCUUCAGUGAUGGUACAGCUCAUUAUUUGCCAGGAUACUGUAAAAAGAAAUCAACCUAUCAUUGAAGAUGUGUUAAAUUUGUAAUAUUAUGUGAAAAGAUUUUUAAUUGCAACAAAUUAAAAGUUGCAAACAAA
Scophthalmus maximus (turbot) is the source of this 1823-nucleotide messenger RNA. It is a transcript of the gene dhrs4, whose product is annotated as dehydrogenase/reductase (SDR family) member 4. Gene Ontology annotation, molecular function: carbonyl reductase (NADPH) activity. Bases 463 to 1284 code for a protein of 273 amino acids. The record is from RefSeq and is a predicted model, not a curated record. The transcript has 9 exons. NCBI's taxonomy places the organism in Eukaryota, Metazoa, Chordata, Actinopteri, Pleuronectiformes, Scophthalmidae.